Molecule: messenger RNA, 1407 nt
Organism: Schistocerca americana (American grasshopper)
Lineage: Eukaryota; Metazoa; Arthropoda; Insecta; Orthoptera; Acrididae
Product: probable glutamate receptor
Exons: 8
Coding region: 1-1407 (468 amino acids)
Cellular component (GO): membrane
Molecular function (GO): glutamate-gated receptor activity
Source: RefSeq, a predicted model, not a curated record
AUGGAGGAGGAGCUGCUACCACCUGGCACUGGAUCCAGCUGCAGCACCAUCAGCACCACACCCAAUAUGAUGCAGGCCAACACUGUCCUUUGUGCUGUCCCCGACGUGCCACCGGCAUUGCCACUCCUGACGCCGUAUUCGACACACUACCAGCCGACGCUGCCUCUGGUGAAUAACUUUUAUAUCCAAGUUGGACAUGAAAAUGGAAAGGAAGCAGUCACAGGUGGAUUUUUUGGGAACUUGUUCAGAACUCUGAUUGAGCUUACAAAUUCCACAUACACUCUCUCCGUUCUGCCCGGCUACUCCUACGGUCACCGCAGGCCCAACUCGACCGAGUGGAGCGGGCUGAUCGGCGUCCUGCAGAGGAGGGAGGCCGACAUCUCUGCCUGCGAAGUGACCAUCGGCCUGGACCGCAUCGACGCGCUGAGUUUCGCCCAGCCAGUGCGCAACGCUGGGUGCAGGUUUUACUUUCAGAAGCAGUUCCAAGAGAUGAUGUUCAAGCCGUACCUGCAGCCGUUUGACGGAAGAGUCUGGAUUGCACUGCUGGUAUAUGUGAUAGCGACGGGCAUCCUCAAGUGGUUCUUCCACUACUUGCUGCGCGAACGCGCGGACCCAAUAACAGCAACGUUUGCCAUUGUUGCAGCGUUGUUAAACCAAGCGUCAGGCGAUUCUCGCAGAUGUGCAAUUCGAGUGCUGUACUUUUGGAUCUGUGCCCUUUUCCUCAUCCUGAGGAUCGGAUACGGCGCCAGGCUAACUGCCACAUCCACUCUCAGGCAGUCUACUCUGCCUUACCAUGGAAUGGAGGACAUCCUCGCCAGUGACUGGAGCGUCAAUAUCAUCAGUAACAGCUUUGCGUUGGAAUCAAUGCAGAUGUCACCUUCAAACAGCACUGCACGGAAAUUAUGGCAAACAAAAAUUGACAACAAUCCUGACAGCAUGGUGCAAACUGUUGAAGAUGGUUUGAAGAAUGUUCUUGACCAGAAAAAUUUGGCGUUUUUGGGCUUUGAAGACUCUUGCCGCGAGGUGCUGCACAGCAGAUUUUCACCCGAUCAGUCGUGCAAGAUUUCGGAACUUGAUGGAGUUUUCUUUAAAGCACCGCUCUCAUUUGCACUACCACGUGACUCUGAGUUCUUGGUAACUAUUAACUACUGGAUACUGAAACUCUUUGAGAGCGGCAUCAUUGAUCGUCUUUCCCGGAAGUGGUUGCCAAAGCCGUCCGUGUGCGACGAUAACAAGUGGUAUUGCCCGCGGUAUCGCGGACGCACAUUCUGGCAGCCGGACGGUCUUCUCCAGACGUCGCAUUGGUGGUCACGCGUCAACACAUUCAGCGUCUGGCAUGGCGGCUCUCAAGAGCUGCGCGGUGUGAUGUACAGACCUCCAAGGUGGGCGCGGAGGACACCGGAGUGA